This is a messenger RNA of Jaminaea rosea, 450 nucleotides long. RefSeq lists its product as hypothetical. The record is from RefSeq and is a predicted model, not a curated record. The transcript has a single exon. NCBI's taxonomy places the organism in Eukaryota, Fungi, Basidiomycota, Exobasidiomycetes, Microstromatales. Bases 1 to 450 code for a protein of 149 amino acids.
AUGACCACGUCAAGCCUCAAAGCCCUCCUCGCCCGCAUCCUCGUAUCGGCCAGCUUCUUCAUGGUGGUUGCAGCAGACCACUUCACGUGCAGCUGGACAGGGCCCAGCACGAAGGACCCCGAUCAGCACGGCUAUAGCAAAUUCUGCGAAGCCGGCUACUCGGCCUCGAAUGUAGGGCGCGGCAGGUAUCUCUUCGGCGAUAGCAUCGACACCAAGGUAGCUGAUUGGGGCUUCCUUCACCCUGAGACGAUCGAAUUCGGCACACCGUGUAAUGGGGGAGGCUAUGGAGGUGACAGCUGUCUGCACGGCAAGUACUGGGGAGUCUGCAUCGAGGAAAAUGAUUAUACGCGCGACUGUCGCUAUCUGUCAAAAUGGGACGACUGUGAGUGGCCCACCAAGUUCAACAACGACACGCGACCUUCGUCUGUAUCAAUUUGGUACCAGAAAUGA